CGCUGUGGCGAACAGGACGGGAUACUGGGAGAGCCGGAAGAGUCGCACGGAUAGAUAAGAGGGAACGCGAGCUGAUCCACAGACGCUUCUCCAUCGAAGCUACAGCUGCGACAGGACCAUAUCCUACCGGAGGAGUUUUAACACUCAGUUGUUCGGAGCUAGCUUUGUAGCAAACGUGUGUGUGGCAUACGGCUCACAAACAUGUGGAAGGCAGCAGCUGGACAGUCAGUCAAUGUGUCUGUAGACGAUGGAGGCGAUGACUGGGAGACUGACCCCGACUUUGAGAAUGAUGUGUCUGAGAAGGAGCAGCGCUGGGGAGCCAAGACAGUGGCUGGCUCAGGCCAUCAGGAGCACAUAGAUAUACACCGUCUGCGUGAGACUGUUUCUACGGAGCAUACCAAGCUGAAGCAGAAGGAGUUGGAGAACAUGCCCAAAGCCUCGCAUGGCUAUGGAGGAAAAUUUGGAGUGCAGCAAGAUCGAAUGGACAAGUCUGCUGUUGGACAUGACUACCAGAGCAAACUGUCCAAGCACUGCUCCCAGGUUGAUACCUCUAAGGGCUUUGGAGGAAAGUUUGGAGUGCAGGCUGACCGUGUUGACCAGUCAGCUGUUGGGUUUGAGUAUGCUGGAAAGACGGAGAAGCACGCGUCACAGAAAGACUACACCACAGGGUUUGGGGGGCGAUAUGGAGUGCAGGCUGAUCGAGUCGACCAGAGUGCCGUGGGCUUCGAUUACCAAGGCAAAACCGAGAAACACGAGUCCCAGAAAGAUUAUGCCAAGGGCUUCGGAGGCAAGUUUGGCGUUGAGACGGACAAGGUGGACAAGAGUGCCGUGGGCUUCGAGUAUCAAGGCAAAACAGAGAGGCACGAAUCCCAGAAAGACUACGUGAAGGGCUUUGGGGGCAAAUUCGGUGUGCAGACUGACAGACAGGACAAAUCGGCGCUGGGAUGGGACCACCAGGAGAAACUGCAGCUCCACGAGUCCCAGAAAGACUAUAAGCGUGGGUUUGGAGGGAAGUAUGGGGUAGAGGUGGAGAGGCAGGACCAGUGUGCCCUGGGCUAUGAGCACAAGGAGAACCUGGCCAAGCACGAGUCCCAAAAAGAUUAUUCUAAAGGCUUUGGAGGGAAGUUUGGUGUCCAGAAUGAUCGCAUGGAUAAGAGCGCGAGCACAUUCGAGGAUGUGGAGAAGCCGACUCCAGCUUACCAGAAAACCAAACCUGUGGAGGCUGGUGCCAGGAGCACAGGAAGCAUCAAGGCCCGCUUUGAGAACAUCGCCAAGCAGAAGGAGGAGGAGGACAGAAAGAGGGCCGAGGAGGAGCGGCUGCGUCGUCAGGCCAAGGAGCAGCAAGAGCAGGAGGCAGCACGCCGCCAAAUUGAAGAGUCCGCCAAAGCCCCGUCUCCUGUCCCUGCUGCAAGUCCCAGUCCUACCCCAAGCCCGACUCCAGCGGCUCAACCAGUUAGAAGCUACGGGAACACGGAGGAGGAUGAGGCCUACGACACUGCUGAGAAUGGAGGGCAGCUGUAUGAGGCAGAGCCACAGAGCCACUACACACCGCAAGAUGAUCUGUACCAGACCCCUGAGGAGCCUGCAGCAGAAGGUGAAGCUCUUUUU
Messenger RNA from Oreochromis niloticus (Nile tilapia), 1608 nucleotides. Its product is annotated as src substrate protein p85. Gene Ontology annotation, molecular function: actin filament binding. The annotation marks the transcript as partial. Gene Ontology annotation, cellular component: cortical actin cytoskeleton; actin filament; site of polarized growth. Lineage: Eukaryota; Metazoa; Chordata; Actinopteri; Cichliformes; Cichlidae. Gene Ontology annotation, biological process: regulation of actin filament polymerization; cell migration. The record is from RefSeq and is a predicted model, not a curated record. The transcript is spliced from 14 exons.